AUGUCCCAAGCUCCGCUAUUUUCGUCAAUUCACCGUUACGCCAUCAUAGAGAUCAACGAGAUACAGUUUAACGACACCGUUUUGAAGGCUAACUGUCCCGUUCUCGUUGAGUUCGUCGCUAACUGGUGCAGUCCUUGCCGUUUGAUCUCUCCCACUAUAGAAUCCCUAGCUCAGGAAUAUGAAGACAGAUUAACAGUGGCGAAAAUUGAUCAUGAUGCGAACCCUAGGCUAAUCGAAGAGUACAAAGUUUAUGGGCUACCAACAUUGAUCCACUUCAAGAAUGGACAGGAAGUUCCAGAAAGCAGAAGAGAAGGUGCAAUCACCAAAGUUAAACUCAAAGACUAUGUGGAUGCUUUAUUGGAAUCAAUCUCAGUUUCGUAG
Messenger RNA from Arachis duranensis, 381 nucleotides. Its product is annotated as thioredoxin X, chloroplastic-like. Gene Ontology annotation, cellular component: cytoplasm. NCBI's taxonomy places the organism in Eukaryota, Viridiplantae, Streptophyta, Magnoliopsida, Fabales, Fabaceae. The transcript is spliced from 2 exons. The record is from RefSeq and is a predicted model, not a curated record. Bases 1 to 381 code for a protein of 126 amino acids. Gene Ontology annotation, molecular function: protein-disulfide reductase activity; oxidoreductase activity, acting on a sulfur group of donors, disulfide as acceptor.